This is a messenger RNA of Leopardus geoffroyi (Geoffroy's cat), 1221 nucleotides long. Its product is annotated as olfactory receptor 6C3-like. Gene Ontology annotation, biological process: G protein-coupled receptor signaling pathway. Gene Ontology annotation, molecular function: G protein-coupled receptor activity; olfactory receptor activity. Lineage: Eukaryota; Metazoa; Chordata; Mammalia; Carnivora; Felidae. The record is from RefSeq and is a predicted model, not a curated record. The transcript has 2 exons. The coding region runs from base 577 to 1221 and encodes 214 amino acids. Gene Ontology annotation, cellular component: membrane.
UAGAAAAUUUGGUUACAAGUACAGAUGCUAUAUAAAGUCACUCGUGAGUGGACUUUUAAUAUAGACCUAAGAAUACAUUUUUCCUUUUCAACAGAGGAUGUGCAAAAUAUUUCUACUUAAUGGGAUUGAGUGGAUAUUGCAAAAAGGCCAACAGGAAAAAAGUUCCAUUGGCUUCAUUUCAUUGGAACUAAUAGUGCAAACAUUUGAUCUUCAAUUCCUUUACCAUUCACAAACUCUGUUUUGUUUUUCACAGACUUUGCUUAAAGAUGAUAAAAAUCAGUAUGCGAAACCAUACAAUGAUUAGAAUUUGUUCUCUUGGGCAUCUCAGAUGACCCAAAGCUUUAGGCUAUAAUCUUUAUCAUUCUGCUUAAGGCUUAUAUAUUACACGUCACUGGAAACCAACCAUCAUCAUCCUCACCUUGACAGACUGUCCUAUGUAUUUUCUUCCUGUGGAAUUUCUCCUUAGAAAUUACAUUCACCGGUGUGUCUAUCCCCAGAUUUUGGGGGACAAUCAUUACUAAAGUUAGAACCAUUUCCUAUAACGAUUGUUUAGCUCAGCUAUUUUUCUUCAUCUUCAUGGGUGUGUCUGAGUUUUUUCUUCUCACUGCCAUGUCUUUUGAUCGCUACGUUGCCAUCUGCAGGCCUCUUCACUACACCACCAUCAUGAACAAGAAAAUCUGCACCCUGCUGGUCUUUGGGUCAUGGCUGGGGGGAUUCCUUACCAUUUUCCCACCACUCAUGCUCAUCCUCCAGCUAGAUUUCUGUGCUGCCAAUGUAAUCGAUCAUUUCUCCUGUGACUAUUUCCCCAUUUUACAACUCUCGUGCUCAGAUACAUGGCUUUUAGAGAUGAUUGGCUUUUACUUUGCUUUUGUUACUCUGCUCUUCACGUUGGCAUUCGUGAUUCUUUCCUACGUGUGCAUUCUUAGCACCAUUCUGAGAAUCCCGUCUGCUACUCAGAGGAAAAAGGCUUUCUCCACAUGUUCCUCUCACUUGAUUGUCAUUUCCAUCUCUUAUGGGAGCUGUAUAUUCAUGUAUGUCAAGCCUUCAGCAAAAGAAAGAGCCAAAUUACAUAAAAGUGGGAGUACAAGAAGUUUCACUGUUGAUGGGCAGCCCUGCAGUCCUGAUCCGUCCACCGCCUGGGCCCUGCCAUCAGGCUGGUUGGAUAGCUCAGCUUCCGGCAGCAAGACUGUGCUCAUUUGCUUAAGCUUUCUUGUACACUGA